Messenger RNA from Cyclopterus lumpus (lumpfish), 3278 nucleotides. RefSeq names its product endoplasmic reticulum protein 44 (gene erp44). Bases 90 to 1322 code for a protein of 410 amino acids. The record is from RefSeq and is a predicted model, not a curated record. The transcript has 11 exons. Lineage: Eukaryota; Metazoa; Chordata; Actinopteri; Perciformes; Cyclopteridae.
UCGCCGUCGGUUUCCGCCUGAAGUCCAAAGCGGCGUCAAGACGAACUGGGAAGAUUCAACACCACCACCUCCAAUAACUAAACUAUACAAUGAAACUGCUCGCGAUAUCGCCCUCUCUCGAUGUUCGCUUCGUCACAGUUGUGCUGCUGGUGAUGGGCCUUUCAACUCCCGGACAAGCAGAAAUCACCAGUCUGGAUUCAGGCAACAUUGAUGACGUCCUAAAUAAUGCUGGAGUGUCUAUAGUCAAUUUUUACGCAGACUGGUGCAGGUUCAGUCAGAUGCUCCAUCCAAUUUUUGAGGAGUCCUCCAACAUAGUGAGGGAGGAGUUCCCUGAAACCAAGCAGGUGGUGUUUGCCCGUGUCGACUGUGACCAACACUCGGACAUAGCCCAGCGGUACCGCAUCACCAAGUAUCCAACAUUGAAGUUGUUCCGCAAUGGGAUGAUGAUGAAGAGGGAGUACAGGGGUCAGAGGUCAGUGGCGGCCAUUGCUGACUUCAUCCGCCAGCAGCAGGUCGACCCAGUGAAAGAGAUGAACUCAAUGGAGGAGGUUAAUACUCUGGAUAGGAGCAAGAGAAACAUCAUAGCUUACUUUGAAAAAAGGGACUCGGAUAACUACCACACUUAUGAAAAGGUUUCCAACAUCCUUCGUGAUGACUGCACGUUCUUGGCUGCCUUUGGAGCCGUAUCUGAGGCCGAGCGCUUCAGUGGGGACAAUGUAAUCUACAAGCCAGUAGGGGAGAGCACCCCUGACAUGGUCUACCUCGGCUCACUAAGCAAUUUCGACCUGACCUACGCUUGGGCCCAGGACAAGUGUGUGCCUCUGGUUAGGGAGAUCACCUUUGAAAAUGGAGAGGAGCUGACUGAAGAAGGAAUCCCUUUCCUCAUCUUAUUCCACGUUAAAGAAGACCCAGAGAGUUUAGAGAAGUUCCAGCAUGAAGUGGCUCGCCAGCUCAUCAGUGAGAAAGGGUCUAUAAACUUCCUGCACGCAGACUGCGAGAAGUUCCGGCAUCCUCUGCUUCAUAUCCAGAAAACUCCUGCUGACUGUCCUGUCAUUGCUAUCGACUCAUUCCGACACAUGUAUGUCUAUCCCGACUUUAAAGAUAUCAAUAUUCCUGGCAAGUUGAGACAGUUUGUGCUGGACCUUCACUCUGGAAAGCUGCACCGAGAGUUUCACCACGGCCCUGAUCCCACAGACAGUACGCCAGGACAGGAGGAGACGGGAGAGGAAGUGGCCAGCAGCCCUCCAGAGAGCUCGUUCCAGAAGCUGGCGCCCAGUGAGACUCGCUACACCAUCCUCAGUCGGGACCGCGACGAGCUGUGACCUCAACAGCCUUCGAGUGAUCCUGUGACUCAAUGCCAUGCCCCAGGGUCAGGGAGGGGGUUAGGGUUGGGACAGGCCGCGGGACAGAACAGCAACACCCAACACCCUUACUGAAGAGAUAGCUAUGAGACGAGGAGGAGAAUGAAGAGGAGGAGAAAAGGGACAACAGAAGGAGUUCAGUCCACGACACAACCAUGUUGGAAUAACCUAUAUUUUCAUAACUCUUUCACAAACUGUUUUUAUUUUGGAUCAAAAGGUAGGAGGGGGGGGGGGGAGAAGAAAUUGUGUUUGGCAGGUGUUAGGGCCAUUAGGACAUCAAAAGAACAGUUUUUUAUUUUAUUUUUUUUGGAGCUUGUAAAUAUGUUUGUGCUACAUGGGAGUCUCAUUGUUGGUCUAAAUUAAAUACAGAGUUUUCUUUAUUUUAUUCCUUUCUUUUACAUCACCCGGCUUUUUGUAGAGUAAAAUAACAGCGCAGUCCCCUCCCUCCAGUUGUAAGGUUCUUAUCUGUGGGUAGUCCAGUUCAGCCUGUGUGAUAGGAGACGUUUGUUGUUUAGUCUCACUGACCUCAUGGCUGCAUCUCAAUAUGAACAACUCUGGUCUAAUUCCUUUGUACAUUUGUAAGUUAUAACAAUAUACCUGUUUGAAGUAGCUUUAUCUCCAUAUCUUCUCCACACACAUUCUGAAGGAAUAGAAAAAUACAAUUUUAAAUGUUUAGUCGUGGCCACUUCUAACCAUGACUUGACAGAAGAUAAAAAGACAGAGCUACUUCAGCCUAUUGAGAUGCACCCCUUCUCUCCCUGGUACUAAAUGGUUAUAGAUCAUGUUGUCUCUUACAGUGCUUAUAAAAAGUAUUGCCCCCUCUGACAUUUUUAUGCGUCACUGUUCAACAAAACUGAAUCACAGUGGAUGUAAUUAGUUUUGUUUUUUUCUCAACAAUCAACAGCAAAUACUGUAAUGUCGAAGUGAAUGAGCCUUCUGGCCAUGAUACUACAUUGUGUGUUUAGUUAACGCCAGAACCACAACAUCCCCAUCAUGAAUCCUGGUGGUGGUGGCAGCAGCAUGCUGUGUGGAGGCUUCUCGGCAGCCGGCCCUGGGCAGCUUGUGGGGGUUAUCUUUAUGCAGCAAGACAUACAUCUACAACCCCAAACAUUAUGCCACAUCUACACAGGAUUUAAAAGAAGAAUGUGAAAUAAUUAUUUUCCAGAUGUGUAAUACUGUUACAGACCUAUUGAAGUAGACCUAAAGGCUGUAACUGCUGCCAAAGGUGCCUCUUUUAAGUAUUGUCUUGAAGGACAUGGAAACUUGUGCAAUCGGGAAUUAUUAUUUUUUUGUUCCCAAGAAAUCUGAACAUCUUAUUUUUCUGUUGAGUGGCUAAAAUGCUUUUGAACUCCACUACUGUAAAACGUUAAGUCAAAGGGGGCUGGAUACCUAUUUAAAAAGCACAGUAUUUGCCAUAACACCUGAGUUUGCAAUUAUGUACGUUCAAAUUAUUCUGAAUUUAUGAACUGGCUGUUGUUUUUGCUUUUACCUGCUGUCAAAUGUGUCAUCAUGCUGGGGGAGAAUAAACUGCGUCCUUCCCAGUGUUUUAAAAAGCCUAGACGAGGGGAAAACCCCAUGUGAUAAACGGUGGACAUUUACAGUCUGCCACUUUCUACAACUUCUCUUAAAACUGGUUUAGUCUCUUUGAGGUUUUGGUACAAGUUCAGUUCCCUGAGAUGCUCCGAGUAUGAAUUAAUCCAGAAGCGGAAGCCAGAUUAAGAGUGCGGGGAAUCAUUGCUAAAUUAGUACUGUGCAUCUCUGCCCUUCCAUAGAGGCCUACAGAGGCCCGCUUAGUGACAUAUCAGCCCACAUACAGGAGAGCAACAGGGGGAGUGUGAUGCCAUUUCUAAACCAGUCAUCUCACAGGGGAAGAACAGUACAAAAAUGAAAAGGUAAAUUAAAAAACAUUUUACAGAA